This is a messenger RNA of Monomorium pharaonis (pharaoh ant), 1252 nucleotides long. RefSeq names its product COP9 signalosome complex subunit 6 (gene CSN6). Gene Ontology annotation, biological process: protein deneddylation. The transcript is spliced from 5 exons. Bases 220 to 1224 code for a protein of 334 amino acids. The record is from RefSeq and is a predicted model, not a curated record. NCBI's taxonomy places the organism in Eukaryota, Metazoa, Arthropoda, Insecta, Hymenoptera, Formicidae. Gene Ontology annotation, molecular function: metallopeptidase activity; protein binding. Gene Ontology annotation, cellular component: COP9 signalosome.
UUUCUCGGCGAAAGAGAAUCGACGCGAUGGCCGUCCGCAUAGGAUCGCGUUGAUUGUCGCACGAUAGACGUCUCGGUGAUUCAGGGGGAUUCGUGUCGAUUGGUUCCUACGACGCGUUUGUUCCUCUUUUUCUUUUGUCCGGGAUUUUCGUGCCGACUUUUAUCGGCUUAGAAGCUAGCGAGGAUAUAAACUAGUGAGAACGGGUGACCGGGAGGCGACAUGGAGGUCGACGUGCCUGAAGAAAAUACAAACGAACAAUCGGCGAUGGAGAUCGAUGAGGACACCUCCGAGAGGAACCCGAGGGUGUCCGGGAGCGUCAAAGUCAUGGCCUCUUCGGGCACUAUCGGCUCCGUGUCCAUCAGUUUGCAUCCGCUGGUAAUCAUGAACGUCAGCGAACACUGGACCAGGCUCAGAGCUCAGGAGGGCAGCGACCAGUUGGUGUACGGUGCUCUGAUCGGUAAGCAGAAAGGUCGCAACAUAGAGAUUAUGAACUCCUUUGAAUUGCUGUUCACGUGUAUUGGCGACGACGUUAUAAUCGAUAGGGAUUAUUAUAACACAAAGGAGGAACAGUUUAAGCAAGUCUUCAGUGAAAUGGACUUUUUGGGCUGGUAUACUACUGGUGAUAUGCCUACUGAGAAAGACAUUAGAGUGCACAAGCAGCUUUGCGAAAUUAAUGAAAGUCCCGUGUUACUGAAACUGGAUCCAAGACCAAAAAACACAGAGCACUUGUCAGUCUCUAUGUACGAAUCAGUGAUCGACUUGGUUAAUGGUGAGGCUACCAUGUUAUUCGUUCCAUUAACUUACACAUUAGCCACAGAGGAAGCCGAAAGAAUUGGAGUAGAUCACGUACAAAGGAUGUGUAAUAACGAUCAGGGUGAAUGCUCAGUAGUGGCUGAGCACUUAACAGCUCAGCACAGUGCCAUUAAAAUGUUACAUGCGAGAGUGAAACUUGUUCUGAGAUAUGUGCAAGCGGUGCAGAGUGGAGAAUUGAAGGGAAACCACGAGGUUCUUCGAGCGGCUUGCUCUCUGAGUCAUCGACUGCCUGUUUUGAACAAUCCGAAAUUUAAGGCUGACUUUUAUAAUCAAUGUAAUGAUUUUGGCUUGAUGACGUAUCUCGGUAUCAUAACUAAGGGCUGUAAUAAUAUAAAUCAAUUUGUAAACAAAUUUAAUAUCCUGUACGAUAGACAAGGCGUAGGACGACGUCUAAGGAGUCUCUUCUUUUGAUAUGUAAAUAGAAUCUAUUGUUUUUAUA